GCGCCAUGCGCGCGGUCAAGCUAAUCGCGAAAACCAACUUGUGCUUGUUUCGUGGCCUAUCCUUGACAUUGAAGGCGUUUGUUAUGAUUUUAUUGCGGUCGGUAUGUUUAUUUUUGCUCGCUUUAUCACAACCGCAGCGCAGGGUAAUGGUAACAUGAUCAGCGAUCGCCUGCAUGUCAGGUCAGCGCUGAACCUCUUGAAUUUUCAUUAUUUAAGUGUUAUAAAUUAAUUCAAUGCAUCGACACAAUUCCUUGCUGCAGUUUCCUCAUUAUCUCAUUUUUGUGCGGUUUUGCAGCUAUUUUUAUUGGUUUUUUCUGUGAUGAAAAUCGACUGAAGAAACUCCUUUGUUUCAUCUGAGUCAAGACUAAAACAGUCAAGAACAGAGACAAUGGAAUGACAGCAACGUUUCUGAAAAACUCAAGUCUUCUCCAUGAGUUUGGGGAGUGGGGGCAAUCCCAACAUACCAGACGCAGAACAUUUUGUUUUUUUCAACCAUGAAGAAGAAAAUCCUCCCAUACAACAAGCAAAAGUUUGAUGAGCUGAAGAAGGAUGUAAAACAGAGCGGAAUCACUGCUGUAUUUUCUGAUCCCACUUUCCCGGCAACCAGUAAAUCUCUUGGACAUGUGCAAUUUCCUAGUGAAAUUAUAUGGAAAAGACCAGGGGAGCUUUGUUCUGCCCCUCGGCUUUUUAAUAACAUAGAAGCUCCAUCACGAUGCAAACCAGGAGAACUUACUUGUGAUUGGAUGGUCUCAGCAUGUGCAGUCCUCUCAGGAAUCAAAGAACUUCUACACAAGAUUAUUCCAGACUACUGGGAUCAAGAAUGGGAUCCCAGCAAACCAGAUGAGUAUUGCGGUAUUUUCCACUUCCGCUUCUGGCAAUUUGGAGAAUGGGUAGAUGUGGUUAUCGAUGAUGCUCUCCCAACAUACGAUGGUAUGUUAAUCUCAGUGCAAGGAGAGUCAGAGUCGGAAUUUUGGGCAGCCUUAUUGGAGAAAGCUUAUGCUAAAUUGCAUGGAUCUUAUGAGGCGCUAAGAGAAAGCUCAUUGAGUGAUAUUUUGGUUGAUACAACAGCUGGUGUAUCUCAAGUGAUCGAUUUGAAGGGAGAGGAGUAUAUGAGCAACGAAGACAAACGAUGGGAACUUUUUGAAACCCUCAUUUCUGAAAACAACGACCACUCCAUAAUUUGUUUUACCAUCGCUAGCUCAGAGGAAGAAGAAAUAGGACUUCGUACUGAUCUUGGAUUGAAAAUUGGAUUGGCAUAUCAUGUGACUGAUGUAAGAAAAGUCUACCUUGGAGAAUCUGGCCUCAGAACUUUAUUCAAGGGUCGAGAAAAAGUAGCCAUGGUUCGACUGCGAGAUGCAAGUGAUAAUCAGUGGAAAGCUGGGUCCAGAAGAAGUUCUGCCAAGGGCGCUCCGACAGAAUACGCCUAUUCCACAGCUCAAUUGACUCGAUUACGCUCAAAAAAUGCUAGCUGGGCACAGGUGAAGAAUGACGAAUUUCAGCGAAUUGGUCUAGCAGUUCAGAGUAAAAAUGAAUUUUGGAUUCCUUUUGAAGAUUUGAUGAGUCAGUUCACUCAACUGACUAUUUGUCGUCUCUUUGCUAAUAAUUUAUUUGCCGCACCGAUUCAUCAAUGGUUCGAGGCAUCAGCUCGUGGAGAGUGGACAACAGGAGUGAAAUGGACUUCAGCAGAUAAAGCUGGCGGCAGCCUAGAUCCAGAGACGCUUUUCAGAAACCCGCAAUAUUUGUUCAUUUUAAAAGAAGAGACGGAUAUAGUGGUACAAUUAAUGCAAUGGAGUCCUGACAUACCUCCUGGAGAAGCAUUGAAACACCUCAUUGGAUUCAUCAUAGUUAAGGUUGAGGACAACAGGACAACGAGAAUGCAUAAACAAUGGAGUCAUUGUCCAACGGUGAUUAUGCAUGACCAUCAACGGAAAAGAGACAUUAACUACAUGGGCCAUCUCUGUGCAGGCAGAUAUGUGAUCAUACCUUCAACAUACAAACAGGGUGAAACUGCGGCCUACUUUUUACGCUUAUUCACCUCGCACAAUAUCAAACUGAGAGAGCUGAAGACAGAUCUGACAACAUCGUUGAUCAAGUGUCCUUGCAUUCACACGGAGCCUGAAUGGGUCACAGUGAUCUCGAUUCUCAAAGCUGAGAAUCUCUCGUUAGAUUUUUCUUUUCGUGGAAAAGAUAGGCUCAAUCCUUUUUGUGUCGUUAUAUGCGAAGGUGCCAAAGGGACUACAAAAGUCAUAAAAAAUAGUCAGAAUCCUGAAUGGAAUACCUCAUUUUUAUUUUACCGCAGAAAGACUGAUGUUCCUCUUAAACUUCAGGUACUAUCACACAAUAUUCUAAUCCCAAACCAGCUGAUUGGUGAAGCUGAGGUUCCUGCUCUAGUCACGCGAAGUUUCACACCAUUACAAGUUAAGCUAAUUCAGAAACAGAAAGAUUUGGAAGCAACGCCAAAAGCUUGUGGUUCUUUGUUCCUACAGGUAUUGACUGAAGAUAAUUUGAUGGCAAUAUAGAGGUUGUUUCUUGAUAAUAAGUGCCUUACAAAUAUUUUAUUCCCUCCUCAUAAGUUUGUCUUUAUUUCCAGAAUUUUUAAUUAUUUUUAGGGCUUGCUUGUCUGGUGGGUAGUGAAUGUACCCAAGUGUAUAUGUAUAUUCCCUCAUCAAAAAGAUGUGAUUAAGCCACUUUUUAUGAUGUAAUCGUAAUUGAAUCACUUCUAAUGGUCGCUAUCUAUGUAAGGUGCUCUUUUAAUCAUGAGAUCCACAGCAAUCAACUUUCAUAAAGCCCAAACCAAGACAAGAAUUAAAGUUUUUUUUUUGUACUUUCUUGUUUCUCUAGUAUACAGAUUCAACGAUCCUUUCGCUAAGGAGAAAAUUUUGUACUCAAUUAAAUUUACCAUUAAUCUAAAAUUAAUAAUUGUUGAUCUCGUGAUUAAAAAACCACCACAAGAAAAUGGAAUGUGUAGACAUCUUGCAUUUCAUAAAUUAUAUAGUCUCUAGUUGAAAUGAUUUUAUUUUCUUGUGAUAAUUCAAUAGUCAUUCUUUUAAUACUCAACUGUUCACUUUCAUGUGAAAAUCAUCGAUUUGUUUAUUUUAGAAUUUGAAAGCUAUUCUCCUUAUCCUUUAAAUGCUCUCCGUGAAGGAACUUAGAUGAAUUUUUUCGUUUUAUCGUAAUUUCAUGGAAAAUUGCUCUUCUUGUCUCUCUCAAUUGAACUUAAUUUUGUUGAAUUUUUCAUUUUUCUUCUCUUUGUAAUGUUAUAUUCUGGUGCUGCAAACGUAAUUAAAAUGUGUGUAAGUAAUUUCCAUGGUUGUGUAUUUAACACAACUUAGAAAUUAUGUACUUAAACCAAUAAACUGACACAUUUCUACGCCUAGUUUGAGAUUUUACCCGUAGAACAUACCCAAAAAGGUGAAGUUCUCUAGUAGUAGGAGCUUUGAUAGAAAUAUAAUUCAAUUAGGAAUUAAUUUAAUUGGGAUUUUUUUCCUUUUGAGUUUGUAUCCGUCUUAAUUGUUUAGUAUUAAAUACUAAGUCUGUGUUCAUGGAGCGAAGUCCUUUUUUGAGGCAGUAAAAUAUUCAGUGGCAGGAGGACUGUUUAGAGAACUGUCAAGUUAAAUGAUAAUAAUUCAUCAUUCCAUGUUGAUAAAUAGGUUAAUAUCACUAAAUGCUCACAAAAUUAUAAAGAAGAAGAAUGGGGGUAUUGUCUUGUUUUUUGCUCUAAGUAAUAUUUAACUUCAAAAUUUGUUGUCUCUUCUGCCUCAAUUUGUAUCCAUGACCUUGAAAUUCGUGUAUAUUUCAUUACACUUGUUUAUUUGUGCCUCAAUGCAAUACUAUGAUUUUUCUCGUUUUGGAGUAAAAAAUAUUUUUUGAAGACUUUUUGUGUAAUGGCCCGGAAAAACUUUUUUUCCAUUUAGGAUUUAUGAUAUUUUGUGUUUGUGUAUCAUUGUCAGAUUGAAUGUUAUUUAACACAACUUACUUAAAGACAAUACUGUGAUACUAUAACAAUGAAAAAUAUUCUUGCCAGGUUUAUUAACCUAUUUUUAUGUGGCCUAUUUUUUUGUAAAGUUUGGGUCACUAACAGAUCUAGACUUUUAAAUGCUUGCACAUUGUAGGGCAUAUCGCUCUUUCUUAUCAAUUAUUUACUCCUAGCAACAUAGAUUUUAAGGCUUGAAUGGAGACAUUUUACUGUGGAAAAUUUUGAUUAAUUUUUUGCACCAAUAAGAAAUGUACCUUACUUCAUCACCGACUUUAUAAAAGAGAGCUCAUUUCCUCUAACAUAUUUCAGUAAAAUUUGAAACAAUAGAACAGAGAUUUUAUUAAUAGAUCUGAUUUUUUAAAUUAUCUCUUGCAUACCUAUAAUGCUCGGUCUCUUACUCACAGGCACUUAGCCGUUUAUUUUUGUAGUCACUAUUUCCAAAAUCAAACUCUUAUAUUAAAUAAAGCGGUGUGCAAUCAUUUGUAAUGUAUGGAUAUACGUUCUUUUUUUGAAAACUUUUAGUCCAAAGAAGCUGGUAACUUUAUUGAAAUAUCUUUAAUUAUGCCUUGCCAACUAAGUUUAGAUUAUUUUUGUCAUUGCUUGUAGCAAUUCUACCUCAUACAUUAAGAUUUCGGGUAAUACAGUAACAGUUUCUUAAGUCAAAUUUCAGUGGAUUAAAACGAUUACUCAGAAUUCUUUCAAGCUCCAGAUUUCACCACUAAAACUAAAGUGCAACUGAUCAUUUGAGAUUUAAUUACCUGUCAUUUUAUUUUUCUAUUUGAUUGAAAAAAAUUGUAGUCUAUUACUCUCGCAAUCAGAAAAAAGAGGUAAUUUUAAUUGAAAUUUUUGGGGUUAUAAUACACACAGAAUAAAUGGACUGAAUUUGAGGGGAAGACACCAAGUUGCAUUUCAGAAAAAAAUGAAUUAUCGGAAGUUUUAAGCUCAACUAGCCACCUAUUUUUUCCCGUCAAAAAUUCAAAGCGGAGAAAUGUAUUUUGAAUGGGAAAGUAGGUGUUGACCUUAAUCUCUAAAAUUGAGUCUGGUGAAGUUUAAUCAUUUCAAACGGCUUUCUUGGUUUGAUUUUAAUGUGACUCGGUUUCCGCCUGUUAAACUGAAUCCAAGUACACUAGCAGGCGAAACAAGCAUACAUUCCCAUGAAUUUUCUUUGGAUAUUUCCAGGGGAACUUCAGUGUCAAUGGGCAGGAAUGGAUCAGUAUUGUCAUGAACUCGGUCAGUUAAUUCAAAAUUUUCUGUCACUUCUGUUUUACGAAUUAGGCAUUGAGGGAAGAAUCAGCAAAUGUAAGGGGUCAAUUUGGUCAAAAAAAUAUUCAAUUCCUUACUUUUCCGACUUAAAAAUCUAAACUGUAAAUGUUUUUUGAAAUUUUCGGUUCAGAAAAACAAAACUUUUAAGAUAUUUUAAGUUUCUUCUAAUUUUGUUCAUACUGUGAACGUAUUUUUUUUAAAAAAUUGGAAUUUUGAUAUUUUGUUUUCUUAGAUAAUUGUGACUUUUAUGUAAAAUGUUGUGAACUGUGUUGUGCACCCAUCCACUUUGAUCAUCAUUAAUACAUAUGCACUUUUAGCCUUCAUUUUUAAACAAACAUAUAGAUGGCACAAAAGGCCAUGUAGCCUGUGCCAUUCUAGUGCUGUAGCCUUUUCUAGCUAUAUUUAUGAAUUCACUAUAUUGAUUGAAUUUUUAAAAUUCUGCCGCUCAAAGGAAAUGGUCCUCGUGGGUUGGCAUUUUGCACAGCUUUUUUAUGUGAUCUUACAAAUGUAAGAAAUUUACCUAAGGACUUCUAGGGUAAUUUAGUGUAAUACUCAAGAGUAAUUUUCAUGUAUGUGAUAAAAAAAACUCGAUGCAAUACAUUUUUUUAUUCUA
Molecule: messenger RNA, 5852 nt
Organism: Bemisia tabaci
Lineage: Eukaryota; Metazoa; Arthropoda; Insecta; Hemiptera; Aleyrodidae
Product: calpain-5
Biological process (GO): proteolysis
Cellular component (GO): cytoplasm
Molecular function (GO): calcium-dependent cysteine-type endopeptidase activity
Source: RefSeq, a predicted model, not a curated record